AGAGACCCUUGACUGGGCCACAGGCAUGAACUAAGAGUGCUGAAGACCUAGGAGAACCACUGGUCAGGUCAGCUCCCAGCUCCACAGGGAGUAAGAAGGAGCUGCAGGCACAGCAGGCUGAAAGUCCACCAAGGGCUGAGGCCACAAGGCCUCUGGGGCAGCCACAGUUUUCAUGAUCACAUCAUACAGGACUGAGAAGCAGAUAACAAGAGUGACGCUCACAGGGGUAGGCAUAGACACACUGGGGCCGAAGGGGAGAGGAACUCUCCCUAGACACACAGAUUGCUCUCAGGCUGGGCUGACGCUAACAGGAGGCAGUGUGUGGCUCGAAGAUUCUUGAACCCACAGCAGCAGCUGCGGCCACCCCAUCCUGCCCACAGCUCCAGCCCUGAGACGACGAGGAGGAGAGUCGACUUUGCCUCUUGCCCAAGGGACCAUGCCCAGGUGCCGGUGGCUCUCCCUGAUCCUCCUCACCAUUCCCCUGGCCCUGGUGGCCAGGAAAGACCCAAAAAAGAAUGAGACAGGGGUGCUGAGGAAAUUAAAACCCGUCAAUGCCUCAAAUGCCAACGUGAAGCAGUGUCUGUGGUUUGCCAUGCAAGAAUACAACAAAGAGAGCGAGGACAAGUAUGUCUUCCUGGUGGUCAAGACACUGCAAGCCCAGCUUCAGGUCACAAAUCUUCUGGAAUACCUUAUUGAUGUAGAAAUUGCCCGCAGCGAUUGCAGAAAGCCUUUAAGCACUAAUGAAAUCUGCGCCAUUCAAGAAAACUCCAAGCUGAAAAGGAAAUUAAGCUGCAGCUUUUUGGUAGGAGCACUUCCCUGGAAUGGUGAAUUCACUGUGAUGGAGAAAAAGUGUGAAGAUGCUUAAUGGUGUUUUGAGGCAUCCCUCCAACCUCUGUGACUACUUUAUCCAUGAAAAUGAAGCAAUGGCAGGUACGUGCAAAUGAAGAUGUGGCUCCCACCCACGGGACUGGAGGAAAUCAACAAGGGCGGAAGUACAGGAGAGACAGAGAUGUCUGAGGACUGCGCCCCGCCACUCUCAGGUGAGAGGCGGCAGGCAAGAGCCCUGAGGCCACAGAGACGUGCUGUCCUCGAAGGGAGGGAGUGCCCACCUGUGCCAGUCAUGGCGGGCGGGUCAAGGAGGAUGCACGCUCAGAGCCGACCACGGGUUCAACCUUCCCACGUCAUUGCUCACCCUGGUGAGAGCAUGGAACAGACUGGAGUAGGUUCCAGAGAGUGCAGGAAGAGGGGAAUUGGAGACCAUGAGGACAGACACUUCUUUUGAAAGAUUUUGCUGUAAAGUGCCAUCAACACAGGGUCCCAAGAGUUCUCAGCCACAUCAGCUCCAAGAAGAACUUGUUUCAUUGAGGAUUUAGGGGAACUGUCUCAUUGGCGAAGAGAAGUUCUCCUCCCCCUGCCCCGAUGUGACUCGUUAAGGUUUGGGGUGCCCUGGCUCUUGGAGCUUUCAUCUAUGGUCUAAACCUUGAACACCAUAAACAUUAGGUUGGCAGUUCUUGGAGCUUGGGUAACUGCAUGCACAUGCCUUGUUCACACAUGUCCCAGUAUUUUUACUUACUCUGUUGAGGGAGUUUAUUCUUUCCUUUGAAUACAUUUCACUCCCACCUGUAAUAAACUCCCAAUUGGUCUUUCUA
This is a messenger RNA of Homo sapiens (human), 1649 nucleotides long. RefSeq names its product cystatin 8 (gene CST8). Bases 437 to 865 code for a protein of 142 amino acids. Gene Ontology annotation, molecular function: cysteine-type endopeptidase inhibitor activity. NCBI's taxonomy places the organism in Eukaryota, Metazoa, Chordata, Mammalia, Primates, Hominidae. The transcript has 6 exons. The record is from RefSeq and is a predicted model, not a curated record. Gene Ontology annotation, cellular component: cell surface; cytoplasm; extracellular region.